Eutrema salsugineum is the source of this 1617-nucleotide messenger RNA. RefSeq names its product probable serine incorporator. The transcript is spliced from 7 exons. Bases 196 to 1434 code for a protein of 412 amino acids. The record is from RefSeq and is a predicted model, not a curated record. Gene Ontology annotation, cellular component: membrane. Lineage: Eukaryota; Viridiplantae; Streptophyta; Magnoliopsida; Brassicales; Brassicaceae.
AUGAAAGUUGGUGAUAAAAUCGACGAUUAGCAGCGAUUCCCUUGUUAAGCUUGUCAAAGUCAGAAAAUUGGAAGCGAGAAUAAGGAAACACCGAGUCGUUCGUUCUACUUUUCAAAGAAGAGGAUAGCUCAAUACUUUGAUCCAUCGCCAAGCUGAAUAUUGAAUCCAACCUUUGAUCUUCUGAGGAGAAAGAAUAUGUGGGCAGCUUCUUGUUUAGCAUCGUGCUGUGCUGCUUGUGCAUGCGAUGCUUGCCGUACAGUUGUUUCUGGGAUCAGCAGACGUUCUGCAAGAAUUGCUUACUGUGGUCUCUUUGCUCUUUCCUUAAUCGUUUCAUGGAUUCUCCGUGAGGUUGCUGCUCCUCUCAUGGAGAAGCUCCCUUGGAUUAACCAUUUUCACAAGACACCUGAUCGGGAAUGGUUUGAGACCGAUGCUGUGCUGCGUGUCAGCUUAGGGAAUUUCUUGUUUUUCUCGAUUCUGUCGGUUAUGAUGAUUGGUGUGAAAAAUCAGAAAGACCCUCGUGAUGGUAUACACCACGGUGGUUGGAUGAUGAAAGUAAUCUGUUGGUGCAUCUUGGUCAUCUUGAUGUUCUUCGUUCCAAAUGAAAUCAUCAGUUUUUAUGAGUCAAUGUCAAAGUUCGGUGCUGGAUUUUUUCUUCUUGUUCAAGUUGUGCUUCUUUUGGAUUUCGUUCAUGGAUGGAAUGACACAUGGGUUGGCUACGACGAGCAGUUCUGGUAUGCUGCGUUGCUCGUUGUUUCUCUUGUAUGUUACUUGGCAACAUUCGUCUUCUCUGGACUUCUCUUCCAUUGGUUUACUCCAUCUGGACAUGAUUGUGGACUCAACACUUUCUUCAUUGUCAUGACUUUGAUAUUUGUAUUCGUCUUUGCUGUUGUAGUUCUGCAUCCCGCUGUCGGUGGAAGCAUCUUACCAGCAUCAGUUAUAUCUUUCUACUGCAUGUACCUCUGUUACAGUGGUCUUGCAAGUGAACCCCGAGAUUACGAAUGCAAUGGUCUCCACAAACACUCCAAAGCUGUUUCAACAGGCACUAUGACCAUUGGGUUACUCACAACUGUUCUCUCGGUCGUUUAUUCCGCUGUUCGUGCUGGUUCUUCCACCACACUGCUCUCCCCUCCUGAUUCUCCCCGCGCAGAGAAGCCUCUGCUUCCGCUAGACGGGAAGGCAGAAGAGAAGGAAGAGAAAGAGAAUAAGAAACCAGUGUCAUACUCAUACGCAUUCUUCCACAUCAUCUUCUCCCUCGCGAGCAUGUACUCUGCAAUGCUCUUAACCGGCUGGUCAACAUCGGUAGGUGAAAGUGGUAACCUGGUCGAUGUCGGUUGGCCGUCUGUGUGGGUCCGUGUUGUCACCAGCUGGGCCACUGCUGGUCUCUUCAUCUGGUCACUUGUUGCUCCGAUUCUCUUCCCUGACCGUGAGUUCUGAGCUUACUAAAUCAUCUUGAGAUCCUGAAAUACUAUCAUGAAUUAUGAAUUUGUAAGAAAAAUCUCUCUUUCGACCAUAAGAGUCUCGUGUGCUAUCACGCUGCAUAGCCUUUGUUGGCCCUUCUGUAAUAUAAAUAUAAAUAUUUACCUUUCUCAUAAAUUUCACCAGUCUCGUUUAAUAUAA